AUGAUCCGCCUGUGCGGUUGGUGCUCGCGGAGGCCCCGCGGCGCGGCGGGGCCGGCAGGGCGGCGCUGGGCGUCGGGUGGGCCUGCUGGCCGCGCCCUGCGAGUGCUGGUGGACAUGGACGGCGUGCUGGCCGACUUCGAGGGCGGCUUCCUCAGGAAGUUCCGCGCGCGCUUCCCCGACCAGCCCUUCAUCGCGCUGGAGGACCGGCGCGGCUUCUGGGUGUCGGAGCAGUACGGCCGCCUGCAGCCCGGGCUGAGCGAGAAGGCCAUCAGCAUCUGGGAGUCUGAGAACUUCUUCUUUGACCUCGAACCUCUCCCAGGAGCUGUGGAAGCCGUGAAACAGAUGGCUAACCUGGAGAGCACUGACGUCUUCAUUUGCACGAGCCCCAUCAAGAUGUACAAGUACUGUCCCUUCGAGAAGUAUGCCUGGGUGGAGAAGCACUUCGGCCCUGACUUCCUGGAGCAGAUCGUGCUGACCAGAGACAAGACCGUGGUCUCCGCUGACCUCCUCAUAGAUGACCGGGUGGACAUCACAGGGUCCGAGCCGAACCCCAGCUGGGAGCACGUCCUGUUCACAGCCUGUCACAACCGCCACACACAGCUGCAGCCCCCCAGCCGCAGGCUGCACUCAUGGGCAGAUGACUGGAGGGCGAUUCUGGACAGCAAGCGGCCCCACUGA
Messenger RNA from Rangifer tarandus platyrhynchus (Svalbard reindeer), 678 nucleotides. NCBI's taxonomy places the organism in Eukaryota, Metazoa, Chordata, Mammalia, Artiodactyla, Cervidae. The record is from the annotation of a GenBank genome assembly.